Nerophis lumbriciformis (worm pipefish) is the source of this 1353-nucleotide messenger RNA. Lineage: Eukaryota; Metazoa; Chordata; Actinopteri; Syngnathiformes; Syngnathidae. The record is from RefSeq and is a predicted model, not a curated record.
AUGUUGAUUAAACCAGGAAUCCUACACGACGGAGGGAAUUCACUGACUCAGACUGGAAGCGAGAGAAGCUCAGCAGCCGAACCGCAGACAGAUUUGGCCGCAGUAGGAAAAGAGAAGGGGGUGUUAGUGUCAGUGCGUGUCCCCGGAGAGAGGCGGUCAUUGUCUACUUUGCCAGUACACGGAUCAGCCGCAGGUCCAGUUGAAUCAUCCGGCACAGGACAAACACGUACAGUACAGCACAGCUCCUGCAUCCGAGUGCAAGACGUGGCGGCAAAUGAGUUGGACGAGCGCUGCUUCCUGUCGGCGCAGGCCAUGUCCAGCCUCAAGGUGUCCGACCACUUCCAGGUGCUGAAGUUCUUGGGCGAAGGCUCGUACGGCAAAGUAAUGCUGGCCGUGCACAGGAAGAGAGGAACCCCGAUGGCCUUGAAGUUCUUCCCUCGUCAGUCAACGACACUCACCUCUUUCCUGAGGGAGUACAACCUCUCGCUUUCCUAUUGCACGCAUCCUUCACUGACACGCGCGCUGGGAAUCUUUUUCUCCACGUCGUCGCACUAUGUCUUCGCCCAACAGGCCGGUCUCUACGGCGACCUGUACAGCGUGAUUGUGUCAGAGGUUGGCCUGGACGAGGAACACGUCCAGAGAGUGAUGUCCCAACUGAGCGGCGCCGUGUCCCACCUGCACUCGUUGGGUUUCGUCCACCGCGACAUAAAACCCGAGAACAUCUUCCUCUGCGACAGCUCGUGCCGUUGGGUCAAACUGGGGGAUUUUGGCCUGACCCGGGCCGUCGGCUACACCGUCGGCGCCGUCUGGUACGAGUCGCCCUUUUGCACCCCUGAAGUGGAGCCCGCCAAGGAGGCAGAGAAGGCCAAAGACUGCAGUGACCUGGGAGAGAAGGAGACCAUUUGGAUCACAGUGGAGCCCAGCAUAGACAGUUGGGCCUUAGGCAUCCUCACCUACUGCCUGCUGACCGGCUGCUUUCCCUGGGAGGAGAGCACCACCGAUGACCCCGGCUACACCAAAUACAAAUCCUGGUUCGAGCGCGGGGACGCCAAGGAGGAAGCGGACAUCUCCACGGUCGAAAAAGAGAACCGGCGGAAUAACCCGCCGCCGUCACAGUUCCGAGGCCUCAGCUCGCACGUUAUGGCGCUCCUCCGACUGCUGCUCCAUCCUGACCCCGAACAGCGGGGGAGCCCUGAGGAGAUUCUGAGCUACCUGGGGGGACCCUGGUUGAUGGAGACGGAGAAGGAAGAGAGGAGGAGGGAUGAAGAGGCCCAGCGGGAGGCCAGGAAACUCGGGGAGGUGGGAGGAGGAGUGGGAGAGGAGCUUGUGAGGGAAGGAAGAGGCGAGAGAUAA